Molecule: messenger RNA, 3150 nt
Organism: Marmota flaviventris (yellow-bellied marmot)
Lineage: Eukaryota; Metazoa; Chordata; Mammalia; Rodentia; Sciuridae
Gene: Ears2
Product: glutamyl-tRNA synthetase 2, mitochondrial
Biological process (GO): glutamyl-tRNA aminoacylation
Cellular component (GO): mitochondrion
Molecular function (GO): tRNA binding; zinc ion binding; glutamate-tRNA ligase activity
Source: RefSeq, a predicted model, not a curated record
CCACGUGUGCGAGUCUAGCCCACAUGGCGACGCUCCUGAAGAGGCUGCUUCGGCUCCGGACACCCCUGGCGGCCUUGGGUCGCUCGGUGGGACGGCGUGAGGCCAGCCUGGGCAUCGAUCCCGGGGCUGCGGUUCGAGUGCGGUUCGCUCCCAGCCCCACAGGCUUCUUGCACCUGGGUGGCCUCCGCACUGCCCUGUACAACUACAUCUUUGCCAAGAAGCACCAGGGGAGCUUCAUCCUGAGGCUGGAAGACACGGAUCAGAGCCGCCUUGUGCCUGGGGCAGCAGAGAAUAUUGAGGACAUGCUGGAGUGGGCAGGCAUCCCCCCUGAUGAGAGCCCCCGCCGGGGAGGUCCUGCGGGGCCCUACCAGCAAUCUCAGCGUUUGGCACUGUAUGCUCAGGCCACAGAAGCACUGCUGAAGACGGGAGCUGCCUAUCCCUGUUUCUGCUCUCCACAGCGGCUGGAACUCCUAAAGAAGGAGGCCCUGAGGAACCAUCAGACGCCCCGGUAUGACAAUCGGUGCCGGAAUCUGAGCCAGGAGCAGGUGGCCCAGAAACUGGCCAAGGAUCCCAAGCCUGCUAUCCGCUUCCGCCUGGAGGAGGAGGCACCAGCCUUCCAGGACCUAGUAUAUGGCUGGAGUCGGCAUGAAGUGGCCAGCGUGGAGGGGGACCCAGUCAUCCUGAAGAGUGAUGGCUUCCCCACGUACCACCUGGCCUGUGUGGUGGACGACCACCACAUGGGCAUCAGCCAUGUGCUGCGAGGCUCCGAGUGGCUCGUCUCCACCUCCAAGCACCUGCUUCUCUACCAGGCCCUGGGCUGGCAGCCACCACACUUUGCCCACCUGCCCCUGCUGCUCAACAGGGAUGGCAGCAAGCUGUCCAAGAGGCAAGGGGACAUUUUCCUGGAGCAUUUUGCUGCUGCUGGCUUUCUGCCUGAAGCCUUGCUCGAUAUCAUCACCAACUGUGGCUCGGGGUUUGCAGAGAACCAAAUGGGCAGGACCCUGCCGGAGCUGAUAGCACAGUUCGACCUGACUCGGAUCACCUGCCACUCGGCCCUGCUGGACCUGGAGAAGCUCCCAGAAUUCAACAGGCUGCACCUCCGACGGCUGGUGAGCAGUGAGUCCCAGAGGCACCAUCUGGUGGGGCAGCUGCAGGCCCUUGUGGAGGAGGCAUUUGGGAGCCGUCUGCAAGACCGGGAUGUCUUGGACCCAGCCUAUGUGGAGAGGAUCAUCUUGCUGCGACAGGGUCACAUCUGCCGCCUACAGGACUUGGUCUCCCCAGCCUACUCCUACCUGUGGACUCGGCCUGCUGUGGGUCGAGCACAGCUGGGCGCCAUCUCAGAGAAGGUGGAUGUGAUCGCUGAGCGCUUGCUGAGGCUUUUGGAAAAAUCUGGCGUGAGCUUAACGCAGGAUGUGCUGAAUGGAGAACUGAAGAAGCUGUCGGAAGGUCUGGAAGGCACAAAGCACAGUAACGUGAUGAAACUCCUCCGAGUGGCCCUCAGUGGACAGCUGCAAGGACCCCCUGUAGCUGAGAUGAUGGUGUCCCUGGGACCAACAGAAGUGCGGGAACGAAUCCAGAAGGUGCUCUCCAGUUAGGGAGAAGAUGUGCAGGACAGUGGAGGCAGCUGUAGGAACCUGUGGACCUGGGAGCUGCCUUCAGAGGAGAGGAAAGGGAGGCCUGGGGCCCUCCGGAGCACUGCGGAAGGAGCUGAACAUGGACCGGAAUCCCCGCUGCAUACGUGUGUUACAUGUACGGUGUAUCCAUGCUCCGUGGCAGGUCUUCAGCCAUCUUACCUCCUUGACUCUGGGAGGGAUGUUCUUGUGUCUGUUCUUUCAAAUCACAUUACACAGCCCCAAACAGUGUAACCCCAGAGAGUUCAGGGGUUAGUAUGCUGCAGCCGCCAUAACCAAAUACCGCAGAACAACAGAGAUUUAUUUUUUCACAGAUCUGGAGGCUGAAGGUCCACGAUCGAGCGGUUUUCCCAAGGCCUCUUUCCUUAGCUUGCAGGUGCCGUUUCCUUGCUGUGUUCUCCCAGGGUCUUCUUCUGUGCACACAAACCCAGUAUCUCCCUGUGUGUCCUCAUCUCCUCUGACGAGGAUGCCAGUCAGAUCAGGGCUCGCCCUAACAGCCUCACUGUGUGACUUCUUUAACGGUCCUGGGUCUAAAUGCAGUCCACAUUCUGUGAGUUAGAGCUUCAUCAUAUGAAUUUGAAGAGGACACAGUUCAGCUUAUCACAGUUUGGCAGCAGCCUGAACUAUGGAUCUCACUUUUGUGGUGCAGUUUGGAGUUAAAACGACGACAGAUAAUAGACAAGCAGGGCUUUGUUUGGGGUUGAAAUGGGAGAAAUCAUACUUCUGCCAAGGGUGAGCCCUUGUGUUUUAUGCUACUUUUGUCCUUGAACCUUGGACAGCCUGUGACUCCUUUCUCUGAAGGUCAUCUGUUUCUAGUUCUCCAGAUAGGAUCCUUAGGCUGGAGACCUUCACCCUGCCCUUGUGUGUCUUUCUUCACAUCCACCUCUGUGCCAUUAUUUGUAAGUCAUUGUCUGCAGAUUUCCAAAAUGAGAUUUCUUCUUAGGGUCUUAGGUGACUAGGAGUAGCUGAAAGGAAAGGAGGCUGGUGCCUGGGGACAAAGCCCUUACAAGGCUUGUAGCCUUCUGUGGGCAGCCAGCCUCUAAGGUGGCUCCAGUCUCUGUUCUCUGCCUCUUGGUACUCACCCUUGUAUGGUUCCUUUCCACCCUGGACAGUGCUGGCUGUUUAGGAAAUGACACAGCUUGAUUUCUGAGGCUGGGUCAUAGAGUAUAUUGUGGCUUCCAUCUUGUUGUCUCUAAUCCCUGACUUGGGGGAAAGCCAGCUUCCAGCUCAUGAAGACAGUCAAGCAGCCCUGUGCAUGGGCCCUGCCAACAGCCAGUGGGUGAACCAUGUUAGCUGCUGCUUUUUUUUUUUUUUUUUUUCUGGGGCUGGGGAUUGAACGGUGAACCAUGUUAGAAGCUGAUCUUCCAGGCCCAGCCAAGCAUUCGAUGACUACAGUCCUGGCCAAUGUCUUGACUGCAACCUGCAGGAGAGGCCCAGAGCCAGAACAGCUCAGUGACACUGGUCUGGGAUUCAGACAUGCCCAAAUUGUGAUACAGUAAAUGUUUAUUGUUUAAAGCCA